This is a messenger RNA of Daucus carota subsp. sativus, 2014 nucleotides long. Its product is annotated as putative ubiquitin-conjugating enzyme E2 38. NCBI's taxonomy places the organism in Eukaryota, Viridiplantae, Streptophyta, Magnoliopsida, Apiales, Apiaceae. Bases 232 to 1749 code for a protein of 505 amino acids. The record is from RefSeq and is a predicted model, not a curated record. Gene Ontology annotation, molecular function: ubiquitin conjugating enzyme activity. The transcript is spliced from 6 exons.
CUCUCUAUCAGUCUCUCUCUCUAACCCCUUUUGCAAAGUCGCUGUUUAUUUUUCUCCGCAUUCCUCUCUCUACAAUUCUAUCGUACGCAACACCUCUCUCUCUCUCUCUCUCUCUCUCUCUCUCUCUCUCUCUCUCUCUCUCUCUCUCUCUCUCUCUCUCUCUCUCUCUCUCGUAUAAAUACAAUUAAAUAAAUACAGCUCUGAGUACAAGUGCUUAGAAUUCCGAUCAAAAUGGAGGACUCGACGGUGAUCGACGUCGGAAUCGCAGCAGUCGCUAAUUCGGACUCCGUAUCUUCCGAUUCUACGGCAAUUACGCAUAAUGAGGAACAGACUGGAACAGAACUCGGGAACUUAACUGCUAGCAUUGUGGGGUCAACAUCUGCCACUCCUAGUUCAGUUUAUAUUCAUGAUUCUAUUUUUGAUAUGUCAUGCAAUGGUGAUGAAAACAAUGGAGAUGACAAAGAAGGAGGUGGCAAUGACAGAGAUGAAAAUGAUGAUGAUGGAUCUUAUAUUUCUGAUUAUGAUGACAAUGACGAUUAUAUGUUCGAAAAUGAUGAUGAUAAUGACGAUGAUUAUUUGAAUAUGCAAGCACAAUUUGACAAUGUGGAUUUGCCUCCCGGAGUUGAGGCUUCAGUUUCUUGGAUCAAGGGUGCUACCUCAAGCAUGAAUGCCAGCAAGGACUCCAUGGUCCCCCAUUUUGGGUCAGGGUCAGAGGCAAAGACAUCUGUUGCUUUAGUCUCUGGUGUACCUAAUUUUGUUCUUGAGAAUAUUGGUGCAAGCAGUUCAACAUUGCAUGUAGGGUCAGGUCCUGAUGUGAAGGAGGAAGCAGCAGAAGAACAUUGUGUUACGGAAGAUGAAGCAGAAAGAGAAGAAGAUGCUAUGAAAACUGAAGCAGAAAAAGAACAUGAUGUGAUGAAGAACCAUGACUGGUUUAAAAGAUUUGAUACUGUAAAUGAUUUUGUAGAUCAUCACUAUAGCGCAGUUGGCUUUGAAGGGCAACAGCAGCCUUCCAAGACUUGGACAAAGAAAAUUCAUGAUGAGUGGAAAAUGUUGGAGAAGGGUUUACCUGAUACGAUAUAUGUUAGAGUGUACGAAACUAGGAUGGAUCUUUUGAGGGCUAUCAUUAUAGGGCCUGCAGGCACUCCUUACCACGAUGGGCUUUUCGUCUUUGAUGUUCUAUUCCCCCCUAACUACCCAGACGUUCCACCAAUGGUAUACUACUAUUCUGGUGGCCUUCGAUUGAAUCCAAACUUGUAUGAUUGUGGAAAAGUCUGCCUUAGUCUUUUAAACACGUGGACUGGUGAAGGGAAUGAGAAAUGGAUGCCAAAGACAUCUACAAUGCUGCAGGUCUUGGUGUCUAUACAAGCUUUAAUAUUGAACGAGGAGCCCUUUUUUAAUGAACCUGGGUACGAUGGUAUGUAUACUGGAGAGGAAGGAAGGAGGAGAUCCAAGGAAUACAGUGAAAGUGCCUUCAUUAUGUCACUGAAAACAAUGAUGUAUACGCUUAGGAGGCCCCCAAAGCAUUUCGAGGACUUUGUUGCUGGCCAUUUCCGCACCAAUGCACGGCGCAUCUUAUUGGCCUGUAAAGCUUACACGGAAGGAGCAGCGAUAGGAUCACUUGGGAACAAUGUCCAGGUGGAAAGCUCACAAAGUUUCAAGGAGGCUGUAGCCAAAAUGAUGAAUAGCCUGGUUUCGAUCUUCGCAAGAAAUGGAUCUAAGGAUUGUGAGGAGUUCCGGCAUUCAGGCUGAUAAUUAUUUUGCUUGGAACUUGGUAUCAUGUUGACACUAAUGCCUUCAAUAUCUUUAGGACGUUAAAAACAUUUUACCGGCUUAUUUAAGGUUUUACUGCACAGUGCAUAGUAGCAUUUUGUGCAGAGGAAAGGGUAAAUAGCAUGGUUAAAAACGAUUGGUUGUAGAUCUUUGCAUUACAUCUCUAAUUGGAAGGGAUUAGACAUUUGCAUCAUGGAAGCCCCCCUUUUAUCAUCAAUAAUAUCUUGUAUAUAUGAUUCGGAAA